This is a messenger RNA of Purpureocillium lilacinum, 945 nucleotides long. RefSeq lists its product as uncharacterized. The record is from RefSeq and is a predicted model, not a curated record. Lineage: Eukaryota; Fungi; Ascomycota; Sordariomycetes; Hypocreales; Ophiocordycipitaceae. Gene Ontology annotation, cellular component: catalytic step 2 spliceosome.
AUGGCGACGGAACAGUCAGCACUUGACGUCGACGCGCCGGCGUCGCCGCCGCGCGCAUCCGAACACCACAGCCCUACCAAUGAGGACCGCCGGAAGCGCAAGGCUUCGAGCCCCGAAGCGCGCAGCGAUGAUGGCCGGGCCAAACGGCCCAGGCAAGGCAGUGAGGACAGAGCCUCGCCUCCACCCCGCAGACGAUCCCCCUCGCCCGCACACCGACGAGAUUCUUAUGGUAGCGGCCAAGAGCGCAGGCCAUCAGUGACUCAAGAGGACAAGAAGCGCGGCAAGCGCCUUUUUGGUGGCCUCCUCAACACCCUCAGCCAAACGGGAAGCAGCUCGCAGCAGAAGCGUCGACAGGAGAUUGAGAGGCGCCAGCAAAUCAAGAUGAAGGAACAGACAGCCGAAGAUGAUAAGCGGCGGGCUGAAAAGAAGGCAGAGCUACACAAGAUCCGCAUGGAGCAGCAGAUUCACUUCGAGGAGCAAGUGAUGCGCAACAGACACGCAAAGGAGCUUCGCCUAGCCCAAUUCCUCCGCACCAGAGCCCGGCCCGUAAUUUAUUACAGGCCCUAUCGCCUGACAGAGAGAGAAGAGGACAUCAUCGAUGAUCAGAUUAGUGACGUCAAGGUCGAUAUUGCCCGCGACCUAGAAGACUUCAAGUAUCGAAAGGAGCGCCACCUCCGACGGUACGGGCUCAAGAACGACAUAGACAGCCGUCCCCGGGAGCCCAGCCCAGCGCCCAUGCGGGUACCCGACAUUGGGCCGCCACCGUCCCCGCGGCCCUCUGCUAACGCCGAGGAUGCGGAUCAGCACCCCGAAACGGAGGAUCGAGAGGUUCGAGACGCCGAGCCCAUCGAGCAGCAGCCAGGACCGCAGUCCCAUCAUCACGACCCGCACGACGAUUCAGGUGACGUUCUGGUAGAGGGAGAAGAGGAUAUGGUUAUCUACUAA